Molecule: messenger RNA, 1608 nt
Organism: Procambarus clarkii (red swamp crayfish)
Lineage: Eukaryota; Metazoa; Arthropoda; Malacostraca; Decapoda; Cambaridae
Source: RefSeq, a predicted model, not a curated record
AUGGAGAGAAAAACAGAGACGGGUCGAAGUCCCUCACAGGCAGUCGGAGUCCUCCACAGGCAGUCGGAGUCCUCCACAGGCAGUCGGAGUCCUCCACAGGCAGUCGGAGUCCUCCACAGGCAGUCGGAGUCCCCCCACAGGCAGUCGGAGUCCCCCACAGGCAGUCGGAGUCCUCCACAGGCAGUCGGAGUCCUCCACAGGCAGUCGAAGUCCUCCACAGGCAGUCGGAGUCCUCCACAGGCAGUCGGAGUCCUCCACAGGCAGUCGAAGUCCUCCACAGGCAGUCGGAGUCCUCCACAGGCAGUCGGAGUCCUCCACAGGCAGUCGGAGUCCUCCACAGGCAGUCGGAGUCCCCCCACAGGCAGUCGGAGUCCUCCACAGGCAGUCGGAGUCCCCCACAGGCAGUCGGAGUCCCCCACAGGCAGUCGGAGUCCCCCACAGGCAGUCGGAGUCCCCCACAGGCAGUCGGAGUCCCCCACAGGCAGUCGGAGUCCCCCACAGGCAGUCGGAGUCCCCCACAGGCAGUCGGAGUCCUCCACAGGCAGUCGGAGUCCUCCACAGGCAGUCGGAGUCCCCCACAGGCAGUCGGAGUCCCCCACAGGCAGUCGGAGUCCCCCACAGGCAGUCGGAGUCCCCCACAGGCAGUCGAAGUCCUCCACAGGCAGUCGGAGUCCCCCACAGGCAGUCGGAGUCCCCCACAGGCAGUCGGAGUCCCCCACAGGCAGUCGGAGUCCCCCACAGGCAGUCGGAGUCCCCCACAGGCAGUCGGAGUCCCCCACAGGCAGUCGGAGUCCUCUCCUCCACAGGCAGUCGGAGUCCUCCACAGGCAGUCGGAGUCCUCCACAGGCAGUCGGAGUCCUCCACAGGCAGUCGGAGUCCUCCACAGGCAGCCGGAGUCCUCCACAGGCAGCCGGAGUCCCCCACAGGCAGCCGGAGUCCCCCACAGGCAGCCGGAGUCCCCCACAGGCAGCCGGAGUCCCCCACAGGCAGUCGGAGUCCCCCACAGGCAGUCGGAGUCCUCCACAGGCAGUCGGAGUCCUCCACAAGCAGUCGAAGUCCCCCGCAGGCAGUCGAAGUCCCCCACAGGCAGUCGAAGUCCCCACAGGCAGUCGAAGUCCCCCACAGGCAGUCGAAGUCCCCCACAGGCAGUCGGAGUCCUCCACAGGCAGUCGGAGUCCUCCACAGGCAGUCGGAGUCCCCCACAGGCAGUCGGAGUCCCCCACAAGCAGUCGAAGUCCCCCACAGGCAGUCGAAGUCCCCCCACAGGCAGUCGAAGUCCCCCACAAGCAGUCGGAGUCCUCCACAGGCAGUCGAAGUCCCUCACAGGCAGUCGAAGUCCCCCCACAGGCAGUCGAAGUCCCCCCACAGGCAGUCGAAGUCCUCCACAGGCAGUCGAAGUCCCCCACAAGCAGUCGAAGUCCCUCACAGGCAGUCGAAGUCCCCCCACAGGCAGUCGGAGUCCUCCACAGGCAGUCGGAGUCCUCCACAGGCAGUCGGAGUCCUCCACAGGCAGUCGGAGUCCCUCACAGGCAGUCGAAGUCCCCCGCAGGCAGUCGAAGUCCCCCACAUCAGUCGGAACUUUCCACAAACAGUCGAAGCCUUGUUUAA